UAGUCGAUUUUGUUGUUGUUUUGAUGCAUAUACAUACACAUACAUAAUUACAUAAAUUGUAUAGAUUUAUGUGGAAGUUUGUGUGUGUGUGUGUGUGUAUAUAUGUAUAUGUAUAUGUGAUUGUUGAUUUUGGUGGUGUUUUGAUUUACAGGUGAAGCAACAGAAGAAGAGCAGCAACAAGUGGGUUUGUGUGGUGUGCAACGAGAAGCAAUCGGUACGGAAGGUUUAUGCUCAAGGAUUCAUGGCCAGGGAUGUUCGCAAAUUCGUUCAGAGCUUCAACAUGUCCCGCCAAUUUGCCCAAGAACAAUGUACAGAACAAACCCUAGAUCCGCUCCUUGAACAGAUCGACCACCACUUUGAUUCGAGCAAUGACAAGAAAAGAAGAACCGAUUGGAGCGAGUACAUUGAUCCUGAGGAUGAUCACGAUAACCAAAUUGAAGAAGAACAAGGGGAGGUGUUCGAACAAAAGUUUGUGACAGAGUUGCCUAAAGCAUUGUUCAAAAGACCAAAACUGAAUAAAUAUUCGACCGGUAUAGAUGCCAAAGAUGGUGAAGAACUUUUCAAACCUGUGUUCUCAAAGAGAAGUUCGAACAAGCAUAUCAGCUCUCGAGAGUCGUCGAGAAAUUGCCAGCCUCACACUAUCAAAGGAGCUUCCAAAUGGAGUGAUUAUAAGAUGCCAGAUGAGGAAGGCGUCUCUGUAGAUGCGGGUCCAAGGAGAUGUAAACCAAUGACGAGCAAAGGGGCUUUUAAAUGGAGUGCUUACACAACACAAGAUAACGAUGGUGAUUGUGCAGACAAGGAGCCGAGGAUAUGUCAACCAACGAUGACCAAAGGGGCUUCUAAAUGGAGUGAUCGCAUGACCCAAGACAAUAACGGUGACCUUGCAGGUAAGGUGCCAUGGACAUCUCGGCCAACAAUGGUCAAAGGGGCUUCAAAAUGGAACGACUACAUUGCAGAUGACGAUGAUGACUUGCAAUUCAAAAAUAAGAGAGACGUUGCAGGGGAUGUGGGCGAAUGGGACCAUGGUGUGUUGGAGACAGCAUUGAAUGAUCAAAUGGUGGAAGAAGACAUCCACCCUGAUUUCCGGUGAUCUCAGCAAUGUUCCGGCAUUCUGCAUUUGAUUUUCUGGCUAUCCUGAACCAGAAUAGGCUGCAACUGAUAAAUGCUCAUUACAUUUUUUGUCUAAAGACUCGAAUGCGAGCUGAGUGAUGUUCUAAUGAUCAUAGACAUUGCAGACACACUUUUGUAGGCUCAAGCAUAUGAAUUAGUUUUAUAUGACUGAGUUCUAGGCAAGAAAAACUUGGAUGAGUUCAACACAUUUAUAUCACGGGUUUUAAGCAAGAAAAACUUGGGUGAGCCCGGUGCACCAUGCAUCGUGACUCAAAAAAAUUGAACUUUGAGUGCGGUGCGUGGUGCACUGGGCUCACCCAAGUUUUUCUCGUUUUAGGCAUGUUAUGUGACGGGAUUAUUGGUAUGGGAUAUUACUAGUGGUUGUUGGAUUACGAACACUAUUGUAAAAUCAUUUCAAAUAUUGAAGGACGAUCUUCUCAAGUCUUAAUACACGGUAUUGUACCUAUUUCUGGAUAUCCUGGGAUUAUUGGUAUGGGAUAUUACUAGUGGUUGUUGGAUUGGGCGGGAAAAACUUGAAUGAGAUCAACAGAUUUAUAUCACGGGUUUUAAGCAAGAAGAACUUGGGUGAGCCCGGUGCACCAUGCAAUGUGACUCAAAAAAAAAAGUGAACUGUAAGUGUGGUGCACUAGGCGCACGGAGGUUUUCUAGUUUUAGGCAUCUUAUAUGAUUGGAUUACUGUUACGU
This is a messenger RNA of Cornus florida, 1815 nucleotides long. RefSeq lists its product as uncharacterized. The coding region runs from base 242 to 1090 and encodes 282 amino acids. Gene Ontology annotation, molecular function: chromatin binding. Gene Ontology annotation, cellular component: nucleus. The record is from RefSeq and is a predicted model, not a curated record. Lineage: Eukaryota; Viridiplantae; Streptophyta; Magnoliopsida; Cornales; Cornaceae. Gene Ontology annotation, biological process: mitotic G2 DNA damage checkpoint signaling. The transcript has 3 exons.